CAGAAAUCUUACGAUAGCUUCCGGACGAGAUCAAAUCGCGAAUCACGCUUCCUGGAUUCGCCAGAAUUGCCCAAUCCGCCAUACAUAAGCAGCGCAGCUGCAGAUAUGGGCUGUCGACAUGGCUUCCACUCCUCCCGUGCCCUCCAAGGCCGCUCUUAAUGCUCUCCGAGGCGUCCUUUUCACAACAUCAUGUUCGGUCGCUUUGCUCGCCGAAGAGCGCCGUCGUCGACUCAAGAUAGCUCGCUCGGCCAUUGAUAAUGCGCGGAAGCUGCAUACCGUCAAAAGCAACAGGGGCGCCGUUGCACUGAGCGAAAGCUGGGAGGAUAGGCUUGCAGAUCUUGGGGAUGAGGUGUUAUCGCUGCCGUCUGCCUCGCGAUCCAAAAAUCCCUAUCGAAGACGACGCCGGGGUAGCUUCUCCAACUCUCCCGCCCUUGAUGGAGAUGCUCACAUACAUCGACAUUCAUUCGAGCAUCAUGAGAACACUAGCAGAGUCGCGUCUAGCAGCAGAGAGCAAAAAGCUGAGUCGCAUAUCUCAAAUUUCGGGUUGGAUGCGGCUAGAUUUAUUCUGCCACUGACCGAUAUUCGGCCGCCGGAUAUCUCCUUCAAGCCUUUGACGGCUCCUACGAUAUCCGCUCUACCAUUUCCUUCCAAUGAGACGGCUUCACAAAAACCUGGAACAGAUGUAGAUACGCAGGUUAAAGUUUCUCUACAUAGAGAUGACGAGCCAAUCCCAAGGCGCUCGAAAGCGCGAGACGGUUCACUGUCUUUGCAUGGACCUUUGCAAUUCGACUCUUCGGCUCAGGUCCGCCUUUCGCUGGCCACUAUUUUAACGCCAGACAAAGCCACUCAACCCUAUCUCGAUCAAGUUACAAAGCUUGAGCAAAUGCUACAGGAUUUAGAGGUGCACCAAGCGAAUCACACUUUGACAUCCGAAUUGUUGAAUACGGCUGUUGAUCAGCUACAAAUUUCAAUGGCAUCUCGACCAACAACUCCCAGGUUGAGUAACCUUGUGAAAUCAAGUGGAUUACGAUUGCUCAGCAUUACGAUCAAACAUGAUUCUACUAAAAUCACAACUAUUCUCGCAACCCUACUUCCAAUAUUUAAGGACCCGAUUCAAGUUCUAUCGCCCGUAGUUAAAUGGCUAUGGGAGAAGAAGGAUAAGAAAGGGUUGGAACAGCUUCUUGAAUUUCUUUCAGAGAACAAACAAAAAAGGUUCUGGAUGCAGGGUAUGAUGAUUUAUCGAAUGCUCUCUGGUCUGGAUGAGGCUAUGGAAAGCUUCAAAGAUAUCAAGCAGAUCUAUCGCCUUCUGCAGAGCGCCGGCUUAUACAAAAUGAUUGCCGUACCCUCCAAUGUUGAAUACAAAAUGCGCCGGCUUAUGGUUUCGAAGGCUCUCAGGGCGGGGGAUGAUCCCUUUGCUCAAGAGGAGAUGAAAUACCUUUGUAUAUUGGAUCCGGAUGCAACAAAUUCAGACAUAAAGCUCCAAAGUAGGCUAAUAGUCCGAGAGGCUGCUCUUGGGCACUGGGAGUCAGUUCGUGAUGGCAUAGAGGCGCUUGAGGGUGCUAAUAGCACAAGACCAAACGAUUUGCGAUACACAAUCAGCAAAAUUAUUGAUGUUUUCGUUCAAACUUGCUCUGCGGAAGGCCUCGAGACCUUGCUCAGGAGAUUUGUGCGCAACUAUAGCAUACCUCUAAAGUCCAGAUGGGUUAACCUUGUCUUGGAUCGAUAUGCAAGCCGCCAUGACCUCGAUUCAAUGUUUUCAUGGCUCCAAUUUUGCUCCCAAGCCGGAUUUCAGAUGGAUGAUGCGUUUAUACGCCGCUUCUACUCUGGGUGUCGCAAGUAUUGGAGCUUCUCCGACAAAACAAUUACAAGCUUGCAUCAAAAUCUUCAAGGGUUAGCACCAGCCCUUUCGGAUGUACUUCCAAGUAAAGCCGACGGGAAAAGAUUAAGCGAUGUGCCACCCGCUUCGCUUCAAUCACACAGCUGGUUGUCUGAGGCAGAUGCUUUCGAUUGCAUGGAGUGGCUUUCGGCCCAGAACGAGUGGGAGCGCGUCUGUGAGGCGUACCGCCGCUUGCUGUUGAGCGGGCUAAGCCCAUCAAUACGCUGCCUUCGCCUGGCAGUCAUAGGCUACCUCAAGAAGCAAGAUGGGAGUGUUAGUCAGGCGGCGUCACUCAUUGACGAAGCUCGUAGUCGAGGCUACGAUGUUACAGAAGCCCUGACUCCGCUGCUAUUAACGAGGCUUGAGAAUGGCGAUGAUGCUGGCGAUCUUAUUAAGCAAGCCCUGCGUCAAGGGGCUCGCAUUCAUGACAGCGUGUAUAACAAAGCUGCCCAAAUACUCUCAGCAAAGGGCGACUUGAGAGGAGCCGCCACAGUAUGCGAGGUAGCGGCAAGGGAGAACGGCAAGGGAGAACUCUUGUACAGCGAGUACAACUUUUCCAACUUGGUUUUCGCAUACACCGGCUCUGCCAGUUACAAGGCUUUGAAGUCUGUCCUAGCCAAGUUUACGUCGGAAGUCCAGUGGUGGCGCGGCAGCCGGGCGUGCAAGGAGAGCAUCAAGCUAGCGAUGAAGACGACGGCGAUGCGAGCUGUGGUACAUCCCAUGGAAAACAACGACCAUCGCGAGGCCCUUUACAAACUCGACGAGGCCCUCAUACACGUCAAGAAGUGUCGUUCCACUAGAGACGAUCGGCGUGCGGUGACAGAGGCGUUUAUACGAGUAGCUCGGCCUCUGGCAGCCGAGCCGGAGCAGAAUCCCUUGGAUGCACGCAGCUCGAAUGCAACUACAGUGGAAAUGCCAUCGCUAGAGCCGACGGGGGCGAAACAUUUUCAGAGAUCGGUUCUUAUGAAUCGACAGGGACUGGCAGCUGCGGGAGACUCAUGAUGUAAGGGAAGGUAGAGCCAAAAAUAUGUCCAUAUUGAGACUUGUAGCAUUAAAAGCGUCAGACAGUUACGUCUGGUAAAAGCAUUUGCAUAAGAUAUUACAUUAGAAUAACCUAAACAGAUCUUUAUUGGAUGUGUGCAGUAAAAUGAGC
Messenger RNA from Trichoderma asperellum CBS 433.97, 3029 nucleotides. RefSeq lists its product as uncharacterized. The record is from RefSeq and is a predicted model, not a curated record. Lineage: Eukaryota; Fungi; Ascomycota; Sordariomycetes; Hypocreales; Hypocreaceae.